GCGUCUCACCAGCGUCCAGUGUUUCGGGAUGAGAUCCGGUCCGGUCUUUACCGCAGACCUCAGUUCACCGUUACCGCAGCAUCCGUAUAAACUGCCUUCAAAUCCAGUCGUACACAGCACUUUUCACUCACUUUCUUCACCUAACCGUGACAUUCUCCUCCAAUUUAUCUGUGAUUUACCUGCGGGGACCGAGCGGGAUGAAAAACCUUUAACCGCGACUAACGUUACAGCUCCGCUUAUUCUCAGCAUCGGGUUUCUUCUGCGCCAAGAAAUGAUGUGGACACCGAACCGCUGGUGAAAGCGCUCAAUAGUUUGGCUGCACAAGGAUUCACUGGUCAUGCUGUGCUUUGGAGGGGCGAGAAAAGACACUAAAUAAGAAAGGACGAGAGAGUCGAGAGAGAGAGGAGAAGGUAGACAGCAGCCGCUAUCAUGUCUCGUCAUCAAAGCCGAGCCACCAGCCUGGAGGAGAAGGGAGCCACACCCAUCCACAAGAGCUCCACCCCCUCACACAAGAGCUCCACCCCCACUCACAAGAGCGCAUCCUCUUCCUCUUCAUCUCAGAGAGACAGUCGACAGGAGAUGGAUAGUUGGGAAAUCAUCGAGGGGCUAAGGAUUGGGCAAACUCAUGUCCAGAGGCCAGAGAAACAUGAAGGUUUUAUGCUGAAGAAGAGGAAAUGGCCUCUAAAGGGCUGGCACAAGCGAUUUUUCGUUUUAGACAACGGGAUCCUGAAGUACUCCAAAUCUCCUGUAGAUAUUCAGAAAGGAAAGCUUCACGGCAGUAUAGAUGUGGGUCUGUCUGUGAUGUCCAUCAAGAAAAGAGCUCGCCGCAUAGAUCUGGACACAGAAGAACACAUUUACCAUCUGAAGGUGAAGUCUCCAGAUGUUUUUGACAUCUGGGUGUGCAAGCUGCGUCACCAUCGUUUGUUCCGUCAGAACGAGAUUGUUCGCUCUCCUCGUGAUGCUUCAUUACGGACCUUCCCUCCGUCUGCCAGCUCAGAGUCACCCCAGAACACCCCUUCCAGCGCACACAAAAACAAGCAGGGUAAACCCAGUAGUCUUUCCUGGCAGCUGCCGCCAUCCUGUAGUAAUGGACAGAGUAAAGUGGCAGCCUGGUUACAGGAGUCGGAGGAGAUGGACAAGUGUGCAGAAGAACUUGCCUACUGCCAGUCUAGUCUUUUAGAAUUGAGUCAACUGCUGCAAAGUCUGGAGAUCUUACAAAGGACACAGUCAGCUCCCAACUUCAUCGACAUGAAGAGUAACUGUGUAGAUUUGACAAAGAAAGAAAAGCGAGUCAGCAGAAGAUGGAGGACUAAAAGUGUCAGCAAAGAUGCAAAAUUGCAACAGCAGGUCCAGUCACUUCCCCAGUCACACAGUGCUAAUGUUCCCCUGAGUGCAAGUAUGUCUCAAGUGCGUCUCCACUCCUCUAAUCCAAACCUAUGUGCAGAGUUGGCUGAUUUUCAAACCCCGGUCACACGUCUGACUGACAGUAUCGACAGCGCCAGUGACUACAUCAAACUGCAGGAAGAUUUCUGCAUAAUUGCACAAAAAGUGCACUCUCUUCUGAAGUCUGCCUUCAACACGGUGGCCAUAGAGAAAGAGAAGAUUAAACAGGUGUUGUUGCAACAGGAGCAGACCGGCCAAUCAAAUCAGAUUAUAACCCUCCGCCGCUCCCUGUCACAGGCCUUGUCCCAGAAUGUUGAGCUCAAGACCCGUCUGAACCGAAUCCACUCUGAGUCGGUUCUGUCUGACCAGGUCGUCAGUGUGAACAUCAUCAGCAGUCCCGACGAGGCAGGUGACCCGCUCCAAGUGGGCAUCCCUCUCUCUCAGCAAGUGUCCAAUGAGAGCAGACUCUCCAUGUCAGAGUCAGUGUCUGAGUUCUUCGAUGCUCAAGAGGUGCUUCUGUCCGCUAGUUCAUCAGAGAAUGAGGCCUCUGAUGACGAGUCUUACAUCAGCGAUGUGAGUGAUAACAUUUCAGAGGACAACGCCAGCGUCACAGAUAACGUUUCCAGACAGAUGCCUAAUGGUGAUCUGGCCAGUGGUGCGUUUCGUAACGGCAGACGUACAUAUCUCCCUGCUCCCGCCCCUGACACUUCCAACAUUAACCUGUGGAACAUCCUGAAGAACAACAUCGGGAAAGACCUGUCGAAAGUGUCCAUGCCAGUGGAGCUGAAUGAGCCCCUGAACACACUGCAGCACAUGUGUGAGGAGCUGGAGUACACAGAGCUACUGGAUAAAGCAGCUCAAACCGACGACCCCUAUGAACGCAUGGCAAUCGUUGCCGCGUUUGCAGUUUCAGGAUAUUCCUCCACAUAUUAUAGAGCGGGCAGCAAACCCUUUAACCCCCUUCUGGGGGAAACGUAUGAAUGUAUCCGUGAAGACAAAGGAUUCUGCUUCUUUUCUGAACAGGUGAGCCACCAUCCGCCCAUCUCCGCUUGUCACUGUGAGUCACAGAACUUCACCUUCUGGCAGGACGUCAGAUGGAAGAAUAAGUUUUGGGGGAAGUCUAUGGAGAUUCUUCCCAUCGGAACAGUGAAUGUCAUGCUGCCCAGUUAUGGUGAUCACUAUGAGUGGAACAAGGUGACGACGUGCGUCCACAACAUUCUGAGUGGGAGGCGAUGGAUCGAACAUUAUGGCGAGGUCACGAUCAGAAACACCCGCAACACUACCUGCAUCUGCAAACUUACCUUUGUUAAGGGAAACUACUGGAGCUCGAAUGUGAAUGAGGUGCAGGGAUCAGUGAUGGACCAGGAGGGGAAAGUCAUUCACAGACUGUUUGGGAAAUGGCAUGAGGGUCUGUACUGUGGAGUCCCUCCUUCAGCCAAAUGCAUCUGGAGACCAGGGUCUAUGCCUACGGAUUAUGAGCUGUACUACGGCUUCAGCAGGUUUGCCAUAGAGCUCAAUGAGCUCUGCCCUGAGCUGAAGGAGCUGCUGCCACCAACAGAUGCUCGAUUCAGGCCGGACCAGAGGUAUCUGGAGGAAGGAAAUGUCCAGAUGGCAGCAGCUGAGAAACAAAGAAUCGAAGAGCAGCAGAGAAACAGGAGGAAGUGGCUGGAGGAGAACAACAUCAAACACCAGCCGCGAUUCUUCAAGAAGGUUAUGGACAGUAACCAGAGGGAGAGAUGGGUGUCUAACAACACAUACUGGGAACUGCGCAAGGACCUUGGCUUCCUCAAACUAGAAAACCCUGAGCUGUGGUAGAUCCAGAUACCUGUGCUGAUGACGCCUUCACUGCUGACUGCAGAUGCUUACUAUGCAGAACAGGAGCAGCCUGGGACUUCCCUCUAGAUUUGGAUUUUAUGUCCAGAAAUGGACUGAAAAAAAAAAAAGACUCUCUCCACAUCACUUCGGCAGGCUCCGCCUCCAUAGUCUCCCUCUCCAUAGUAACAGAGAGACAGCGCUGUUGUCAGGGCAACAGUGAGAGCUGUAGAGCUGUUCACAUGAAGCCGUUUGUGCUUCCUGUUAAGUCCUUGCCUUAAGAAGUCGCUUCUCAACAACAAAGUUUUACGCUUUUAGUGAAAUUCCCUCAACUUCUUGGUUUAGAUGGACUGAAUUUGCUCUUGGUUACAUUCUGCAUGUGUAGAUGGCAGCUUUCAUCGGCAAUAUGUUUCACAAACUCGUCAAAACUACAUUUAGACAAUUUUAGCUGUAUUUUUGUAAACGACCAAAAGAAGGGAAUUGCUUUGGAAGUUAAAGCUGUGCCGUGACUGAAGUCGAACUGUCCCUCCUCAUAUUCGACGGCUCAGUGUGCACCAUGUGCUGAACGUGUGACAGUUUUAUAAUUGUGCACUCCAAACCCUUUCAAACCCUUCCAAAGAAUCAAGCCUGAAAGAGAAUUCCUGGAGCCAGCCUGCAACACUGUGCAGAAGACGUCCCAGGACUUAGCCCUCACAGACCCCUGCAUCUCUGUAUCAUUAGUGCUCUUUAAAGCAAGAGUGUGACAUUUAUGCACCACUAAUGGCACCAAAUCAAAUUCAGGAAAUGAUUUUUUCCAAGCAGGUUCUACAAGCACUUGCCACCUUCAGAAAAACUAGCCAGUGCCCUGCGAAACCCAA
Molecule: messenger RNA, 4052 nt
Organism: Sinocyclocheilus rhinocerous
Lineage: Eukaryota; Metazoa; Chordata; Actinopteri; Cypriniformes; Cyprinidae
Gene: osbpl6
Product: oxysterol binding protein-like 6
Exons: 24
Coding region: 430-3198 (922 amino acids)
Cellular component (GO): perinuclear endoplasmic reticulum; plasma membrane; nuclear membrane
Molecular function (GO): cholesterol binding
Source: RefSeq, a predicted model, not a curated record